UGUCUUAUUCUACGCCAAGCUCUGACCUAUAUAUUAAUAUAUAUAUGUAUUAUUAAUAUAUAUAUAUAUAUAUAUAUAUGAUAUGUAUGAAAUAUAGCCUUACUUUCCAUCUCUCUCGAGCUUUGGCAUGGUUUGCCUUUUUAUCUGUACGUACAGUAAAUGCAAGUAGGUGUUGCAGCUGUGGAGUGGUGCGGGGUGAAAUGAGCGCCGGAGCUUACGGUAGCAAAUUCCACAAAAGACGUCAGCAUCGCGCCCUCUGCUUGGCCUCCUUUCCUCCCCAUUCGCGUGCCCUCCUUUUGCGCGCACUGUCAGAUCUCUCUCUCCCUCUCUGUCUGUCUGUGUGUUGUCUCAACUUUAUCGCGCUCUGUAGUCUAGUCUAAUCUCUCAUUUCUCGGUCCUCUGCUCUCUUUGCACUGUGCUCCGUGCUCCCUGUCCCUCUCGCUCUAGGCUGGGAUUUUUCUCUCUCUAGGGUUUGUGUGUUAGCAUUUCUCUAAAUUCCUUCCUUGUUUUUAAGUUCCGUCUCUGUUUCAUCAACCAGGAGAUGCGUCGAAGAAGAAGCUCGGUCCUGGGUUUUUAAGCGAAAUGAGUGCUAAUACUUACAUCUUUUGAAAAACUUUUAGAUACAUUAUGAGGAGCUUAAGUUCGAGGCAAUGGGCAGUGGCGUUUGCAUCUGGAAAUGAAGGAGAGACAGCGUUGGAGAGCUGAAGAGGACGCUUUGUUACGUUCCUAUGUCAAACAAUAUGGCCCUAGGGAGUGGAAUCUUGUGUCACAGCGCAUGGACACACCCUUAAACAGGGAUGCCAAAUCCUGCUUAGAAAGGUGGAAGAACUACCUCAAACCUGGAAUAAAGAAGGGAUCCCUCACUGAGGAGGAGCAGCGUCUUGUUAUCCGUCUUCAAGCAAAACAUGGCAACAAAUGGAAGAAAAUUGCAGCUGAAGUCCCGGGUCGUACUGCUAAGAGACUAGGCAAGUGGUGGGAAGUGUUUAAAGAGAAGCAGCAGAGAGAGCAAAAGGAGAACAAUAAGGCAGUUGAACCCAUUGAGGACAGCAAAUACAAUAGGAUCCUGGAGACUUUUGCAGAAAAGUUAGUGAAAGAGCGUGCUGCCCCAGCAUAUCUCAUGGCCACUUCCAAUGGCAGUUUUCUACAUACUGACCCACCUGCUCCUGCACCAGCAUUGUUACCUCCAUGGCUUUCUAAUUCCAAUGGCACCUCCACAGUCAGGUCACCUUCCCCUUCUGUAACCCUCAGCCUCUCUCCCUCAACAGUUGCUGCCCCUCCACCGAUCCCAUGGUUGCAGCCUGAUAGAGGACCGGAUAGCACUCUCGUUUUCUCGAAUUUGCCGCCUCAAGCGUCGGUCCCUGUUUGUGGAGAGAGCAUGUUGAUAUCAGAAUUAACAGACUGUUGCAGAGAUUUGGAAGAAGGACACCGUGCUUGGGCAGCACAUAAGAAGGAAGCAGCUUGGAGGUUAAGAAGGGUAGAGCUGCAACUGGAAUCAGAGAAAGCAUGCCGGAGGAGGGAAAAGAUGGAAGAGAUCGAGGCAAAGGUGAAGGCUCUCAGGGAAGAGCAGAAGGUUGCUAUGGAUAGAAUUGAAGCAGAAUACCGGGAACAAUUAGCCGGACUGAGGAGGGAUGCAGAAGCCAAGGAGCAGAAGUUGGCUGAACAAUGGGCUGCAAAGCACUUGCGUCUUUCCAAAUUUCUUGAGCAGAUGGGCUGCAGACCAAGGCUUGCAGAGCCUAAUGGCCGAUGAGGAAGAUCUAUAUGCACAACACAAUGGGGUUGGUUGUAACAUGUUUAUCUGAAUCGUCGUAUGCUUACCUUGUUUGCUUGAUCAUGUGUCCAUUCUGCUCUGAUAUUCUAUUAUAUGGGUAAUACGCGUCUUUAUCUUGCACUGUCUAUUUAUUGGCUGGACCGACUGAAUGAAUUUAAGGCAGCAUUUGCUGAACCUGGGUUACUUUGCAUUUUCCUUUUUCUUUUUAGCUGUACAUUAUAAUUAUAUUCUCAUUGUUGCUUUU
This is a messenger RNA of Juglans microcarpa x Juglans regia, 2012 nucleotides long. RefSeq names its product transcription factor AS1. The record is from RefSeq and is a predicted model, not a curated record. The transcript is spliced from 2 exons. Lineage: Eukaryota; Viridiplantae; Streptophyta; Magnoliopsida; Fagales; Juglandaceae. The coding region runs from base 677 to 1747 and encodes 356 amino acids.